Messenger RNA from Physella acuta, 1443 nucleotides. RefSeq names its product FMRFamide-related neuropeptides. Gene Ontology annotation, biological process: neuropeptide signaling pathway. Lineage: Eukaryota; Metazoa; Mollusca; Gastropoda; Physidae. The record is from RefSeq and is a predicted model, not a curated record.
CAUGAGGUCGUGGAGUCACGUGGCCUUGCUGGCCUUCCUGUCCAUCAAAUGGCUGACCACUUGUGUGCUAGCUGAUAACGUCUUCUGUGAUGACCCAGAGCUAUGCAGUAUGACCAAAAGAUUUUUACGUUUCGGUAGGGCGCUAGACACAGAGCCCUACUCCAGAAUCAGCCGGCAGUUCUACAGAAUCGGGCGCGGGGGGUACCAGCCCUACCAGGACAAGCGAUUCCUGCGGUUCGGCCGGUCGGAACAACCGGAUGUUGACGAAUACCUCCGGGAUGUAAUCCUCCAAUCAGAAGAGCCCGUCUACCGGAAGCGGAGGUCUGCGGUCGUGACGGAAAAUGCCGAGCAAGCGCACCGAGCACAAAGAUCCGCCGAACCCAUCGCGGAAAACGAGAAUAAAGAAUUAGAGAAACGAGAGCCGUCGGAAAUCGAGGUCGAUAAAAAGUUCAUGAGGUUCGGAAGAGGCGACGAGGAGGAGGAGAAGAGGUUUAUGAGGUUCGGGAAAAGGUUCAUGAGGUUUGGUAAAAGGUUCAUGCGAUUUGGCCGCGACCCGGAGAAGCGUUUCAUGCGGUUCGGUCGGAACCGGACGCUGCGUGGUGACCCUUUCAUCAGAUUCGGCCGCGGUGACCCGUUUUUAAGAUUCGGUAGAGGUGACCCGUUCUUGAGGUUUGGCCGUGGUGACCCAUUCAUCAGAUUCGGGCGAGGCGAUCCAUUCAUCAGAUUCGGCAAACGUGAUUCAAGUCGAGUCACUAGGGGUGAUCCUUUUAUCAGGUUCGGGAGAAGUGACCCUUACAUCAGAUUCGGACGAAAUGACCCCUACCUGAGAUUUGGGAGAAACGAACCCUACCUGAGAUUUGGGAGAGGUGACCCCUUCAUUCGAUUCGGACGAGGAGACCCUUUUCUAAGGUUUGGGAAGAGUUCAUCAGACGGUCGGGCAGAGAUUGAGGAGGAGAUUCUCUCCAGAGUCAGCGCAGACGAAGCCGUGAAACCGAGCCGCAAAAGGCGGUCUGCUGACGUCAUGCCACACGACGAGCCCGCGCUGGAAAAAAGAUCUUCAGCAGAACUCAAGUCGUCGGUGGCAGACGACAAGGCCCUCAUGGAGGUGGACGUGCGGGAGAUCAGGGCUAAGCCGUACAUGAGGUUCGGCAGAAACAACGACGGCGCCUACCUGCUCGAGGACAUGGAGAAGCUGACCUCUGACCUCUCUGACGACGGGUACGGCCGCUACGCCCGCGAGCCCAGCAGAAGCUCCUACCCCAGGUUCGGCAAACGGGACGAGGUCAAGCGGAGCCAGUACAUGCGCUUUGGUCGGGCCCAGGAGAAGAUCUGAUUGGUUGAAACUGUUCCACGGGACGAUGUGAUUGGAUGAAAUUUUUUUUUUACUGCUGUCAUUUAAAUGUAUGAAAGUGAAGUCUAAAAUAAAAGGAAACCGUUUUAUCA